UUAGAUGUGAAAGAAGAAUGAGGAAGUGGUGAAGAUUGGUUUAAAAGAAGAAGAAGGUAAGGUUUGGGAAAAUAGUGGUGUAGCAGAGUGAGAAGUGAGAAGAAGAGAUGGGAAAGGCGAAAGAAGCAGUGGUGGUGGCGGGAGCCUUAGCGUUUGCGUGGCUGGCCAUUGAGCUCGCUCUCAAACCCUUCCUUGGCAAGGCGCGCUCUUCCAUUGACAAGUCCGACCCUGCUCAAGACCCCGACGACGACGCUCCUGCCGCCGCCGCCGAUGAGGCCUGAUUUCAUCCUUCUUGUGCGAUUCCUCUUUCCUAUUUCCUCAUUUCUCCUACUCUUUAUUUUGUAUAUUGUCUUCCCUUUAUCGUCACAUUUAAACUCAUUUUCUUAGCUCCCCUUGUUGUUCAUCAUUUUCAUGUUCUCAAAACCUAAUAAUCCAGGAACCGCACAAGAUCCUCUAUUACUAAUUUUCCUCUUUAUUUUAAUUA
Molecule: messenger RNA, 484 nt
Organism: Cajanus cajan (pigeon pea)
Lineage: Eukaryota; Viridiplantae; Streptophyta; Magnoliopsida; Fabales; Fabaceae
Source: RefSeq, a predicted model, not a curated record